GAUACAGGGCUCGUCACAGCCUCUCCCAGACUGCUUUAUGUCUGGCAGUAGAGACCAUGCGCGGACGCCAUAUUACCGAGCACCCCUCCCCUUCAGCCCCGUCACAGCACAGAGCCACAGAGGCGGUGCAGGAGACUACAGACUGAACAACGCUGGGGAGGACCAGUGAUACAGCAAAACCAAGACCAAAACGAGGAUUCAUUGGAAUGGAUUAAACCUUUUGUGCGCAGCUAUACAAUCCGUAUUCGGUUUUACAUCUCUGGACACUGGAUAUAAGGUUGCUUGUUUUCAUUUAUUUUCCUUUUAGCAAAUCUAGCAGUUAAAAACGACUCACCAUACAUAGUCUGUGUUUAGUUAGCCGGUGAUGGAGACUGGCAGCUAGCUAGCUGACGUUACUCCUCUGUAAGCUAGCAUCUCAUAUAACGCUAAUUUACACUGCAGUUAUUCCUGCUUUGGGGACAAGUAGCCAUUACAACAACAAAAGAGCCCGGAAAUAAAUGAGCUUGUACUUUACAGAGACAUUGACGGAUCACACUGGUAGUUAGCCGGUGAAUUACAACGGGCAUCAGCUGACGAUACCUCGCUAACAACAGUAAGCGGCUACUAGCUUCUUUUUCAACUGUCACCAGAAAACAGCAUCGUGUAUGAGAGGCUGUAAAUACUGGCACACCUGAGCCUAACUGUUGUGAGCAUCCUGCACUUGGUGGAUAUAUUUAUUUUUGAUCGUGUUGUCUGUUGACUAUAGUUUUGUCAAGACGGCGACCUUAACGAACUGCAAGCUUAUUGCAUACUGUCAGAGACCAACUACCCCCCGGACUCUCUCGAAAUGCAUCAUCCGGACCCUGCAGCAGACUCUGGCAGUGUUAGAAAGAUGGCGCACCCGGCUGUCUUUCACAGAAGGGGUAGCAACACAGGCAGCGGGAGCGGCUCCACGUUGUCCACGUUGUCCACGCCGGCAGAUCAGGUGGUCAAUAACAGCCACGUCCCUGCUGCUGAUGAUUAUCAACACUCCCUGUUGAUCCAGUGCCAACCUCCUGCUGGUUCAUCCUCCCCAGGUCCUCAUCACAUUCCACCCCACAGCCUGAAUUUGCUCGCCCAGCCCCAGGCGACACAGUCAACUGGAGCUCAAAUAAAAAAGAAGAGUGGUUUUCAGAUCACAAGUGUGACUCCAGCCCAAAUAUCUGUGAGUACCAACAAUAGUAUUGCAGAGGAUACAGAAAGCUAUGAUGACCUGGAUGAGUCCCACACAGAGGAUCUCUCUUCCUCUGAAAUCCUGGAUGUUUCCCUGUCCAGGGCUAAUGAUGUAGUAGGUGCAGAGAGAAGCUCUUCAGAAGAGACGCUGAAUAAUUUCCAUGAAGCAGAGACUCCUGGAGCUGUCUCCCCUAACCAGCCUUCACAACCUCAUGCCCUGAGCCAGGCUCAACAUCAAGGUGGGGGCAUGGUCAAUGGGACUGUGCAUCACCACCAUCAACAUCCUCAUCAUCCUAAUCAUGCUCAUGUCUAUUCGCUGUCUUCUGGACCUGGGAGCACCCCAUCUGGAGCUUUACCUUGUGUCGCCCAGAAAAUGCCUUCUAACAUGGGGGUCCCUCAAGAGAAUGUUACACAGGCUGCCCCUCCAAGUAUUGUUGCCCAGUCUGUGGCCCCAGGAUCUGUCCCUGGAAUGCACAACUCUGCUACAGGCACUACAGUUAGCAUAGUUAAUCCCCAGACCAGCAGUGUUAGUAAUGUGAAUAUGGUGAGCUCUGCCAACGUGCCUGUGAAAGGGGGGAUCAGCAUGAGUGCUAGCAGUAGUAGUGCUGCCUUUCCUCUCAAUGUGAUAAGCAGCAGCGGGGGAAGUGGAAGUGGUGCUGUUGCAGCUGGGGGUAACCUUAUUACCACUAAUGUCAAUGUUAUCCAGCAACAGCAAAACAUCAACUCCAACAUCUCCAUGACAACCACAACAACUGCUGUUGUUGCUGCUGCCAGUGCCUCUGGAGGUUUUGGUCACUCCAGUGGGAUCCAAGGUAGAGUUGGAUCUACUGUACUGCAAGCUGUGAGUGCUCCCAUCACAGCUGUGGCCACGCCCCCUUUACAAUCUACUCCUGCCCAACCUGCCCCACCUACAACCCCUGCAGUGGCGACGACCAGUUCUCGCUUCAGGGUGGUGAAGCUGGACUCCAGCUCAGAGCCCUUUAAGAAGGGCAGAUGGACUUGCACUGAAUUCUAUGACAAGGAGACCCCACCCUCUGCUCCCAGCUCCACUACAUCUGAUACUGGGUCUCUCAGCAUGCGCCAGUUUGUCUCUGAGAGCUUUACUGGGGCCGCUGAGAGGGAAAGCACAAGUGGUAGUUCUGUGAGUAGCACCAUGAGUACAUUGAGCCAUUAUACUGAGAGUGUGUGCAGUGGAGAAGCUGGGGUACCCCAAAAUUCCCAGGAUUUUGUCUCACCUCCCCAGGGUUUUCAAGGAAUCCUACCAAGUGGCUUAAGUAUUGGAGUGUCCCAACCUCACAUGCACCCCCAGGAUAUUACUCAUUCACAUGUUAAGACUACUGCUGCCCCCUCAGCUCCCUCAAACAUUAAUCACCCUGCAGCUAUGCCAGGCCACCAGAAUACACUUGGGCUCUCUGCGUCUGCUGCGCACCAGCAGCAGCUCACCUAUGCCCAGGCAGUUGCAAAUCAGUCUGCAGGCUCCCCGCACAGCUUAAUAGGUGUUCAGCAGCAGAAGAUGGGCUAUGCCUCCAUGCCACAGCAACCAGCUGCUACCAUCCAAACAGCCCCGGUGCAAGUGAGGCCAUCUGAGUACUCCCAGGUUCACCAAGGUAUCCCCCAGGCUGCCGGUCCUCAUUCUUUGUCCAACCAGGCUGGAUCAGCUCCCUCUGGCCCAGCCAAUGGAGCAUGUCAGAUGAUUGGGUCCCUGCAACAAUCACAGUCACUCCUUCACCCACAGCCCCAGCAGCCCUCCUCCCAUCAGGCCACCAACUCCACAAUGCCAUCUCCAAUUGGAGUACCUGGUCUCGCCCAACAGCCUCAGAGCCACCCCAGCCACCUAGAUUGCCAGCAGCAGAAGCUGCAGUCACUCCCAACACAAAACCAAAACCUGGGCCUGGGCACUCAGCUGCCUACAACGGUCCACCAGAGCCAAGUGUCUGCAUCAAGUGUUCUCCCCCCCAACCCUCAGAAUGAUCCCCACAACACUGGAAAUGGCAGCAGGAUGCCCACACAGGGUGUUCCUCACAGUCAGCCAUCUUUUGUCAGCUUGUCCCAGGACCACAACAGUGCCCAGGCCCUGGCUCAUGCUGCACAGGCUAGUGCCCUCUAUGCUAGUCUGCCCACCUUCACCACAACUCAACUGCAGGAUGCUCAGCGGUUGCUCCUCCAGCACCAGUCAGCUCUGUUGGGGCUGCCCAAGCUGUCUGGAGGGGAAAGUGGGUCUGGAUCCAUCACUGGGCAGAGUCAAGAAUUGGAGGGCAAUGCCGCUUCUGUCAGUGCCUUAACUGCAUCGGCUGGUCUCAAGGCUGUUGACGGAGAGGAGGAUGGUUCGUCGGGAGCCAGCGUUGUGGCCAUAGACAAUAAGAUUGAGCAAGCAAUGGACCUGGUGAAGAGUCACCUGAUGUACGCUGUGCGUGAGGAGGUGGAGGUCCUUAAAGAGCAGAUCAAAGAGCUCAUUGAACGUAACUCCCAGCUGGAGCAGGAGAACACCUUGUUGAAGACACUUGCCAGUCCAGAGCAGAUGGCCCAGUUCCAGGCCCAGGUUCAGACUGGCUCCCCGCCUGCCCCUUCAACAGCGGCCACACCGGGACCAACAAGCUCGGCCACGCUCGCCCAGCCCACCCUUCACAGCUCUGGACCCUCGGCGUAGCCUGGCCUGCGCUUAUAGACUGGCUGACUGUUUUUUUGUUCUGCUAUUGCAGCAGAGCUCAACUUGCCUUCUUCAGCAGGAUGCUACGCUGUUAAGACAAGAAUUUUGCACAUAUUUAUCUCUCAGAAGGUUGCAGCUAGCGGACAAGUGGUGAGGUGGUCCACAGCACUGUGGAGGGUGACAAUCUGGCAAUGCUGUAUGGGUGGUUUGUUUAGGAGGGGGACUGAAUUAUCGUACAUUUGCCAAAUAACCCUUGGACAUAUCAACUAGAAUGUCUUACCAAGAAGAAACAAACAGCUCAUCAGUGGCGACGAUAUACUUUAAUAAAGAUAAAAAAAAUCAC
Notolabrus celidotus (New Zealand spotty) is the source of this 4181-nucleotide messenger RNA. RefSeq names its product TSC22 domain family protein 1-like. The record is from RefSeq and is a predicted model, not a curated record. Gene Ontology annotation, biological process: regulation of transcription by RNA polymerase II. Lineage: Eukaryota; Metazoa; Chordata; Actinopteri; Labriformes; Labridae. The transcript has 3 exons. The coding region runs from base 827 to 3838 and encodes 1003 amino acids.